CGUCUCCCCCCCCCACCCCACCCCCGGCUCAUGCCCCCGUUGAGUCGCUUCCUUUUAGCUUUGGAAUUUCGUCAACGUUGUGUUGGAUUGGGACAAGAAAAACAAAAUGUCUACUCGAACGCCAUUACCGACCGUGAACGAACGCGAAACCGAACAUCACACAUCUCAUAUGGAUGGACGCUCAGAAGUUUCUUCUCGAUCGACCCGCUCUGGGGGAGCUCGAUGCCGGUAUUCAAUUACAUCCUGUGCUGAUGAACAACCACACAUAGGCAACUAUAGGCUUCUGAAAACCAUUGGCAAGGGAAACUUUGCUAAGGUGAAAUUGGCUAGGCACAUUCUCACCGGAAGAGAGGUUGCAAUUAAAAUCAUUGACAAGACGCAGCUCAACCCCACCAGUUUGCAAAAGCUUUUCAGAGAAGUAAGAAUAAUGAAAUGUUUGAAUCACCCAAACAUAGUAAAAUUGUUUGAAGUUAUUGAAACUGAGAAGACGCUUUAUUUAGUGAUGGAAUAUGCAAGUGGAGGAGAGGUUUUUGACUACUUGGUUGCUCAUGGAAGAAUGAAGGAAAAAGAGGCCAGAGCUAAAUUCAGACAGAUAGUAUCUGCAGUACAGUACUGCCACCAAAAGCGUAUUGUGCAUAGAGAUCUUAAGGCUGAAAACCUAUUGCUAGAUGCUGAUAUGAAUAUUAAGAUAGCAGAUUUUGGCUUCAGCAAUGAGUUUACAAUUGGCAAUAAACUGGAUACAUUUUGUGGGAGUCCUCCUUAUGCUGCUCCAGAACUCUUCCAAGGGAAGAAAUAUGAUGGUCCUGAAGUGGAUGUUUGGAGUUUAGGCGUUAUACUUUACACGUUAGUCAGUGGAUCGUUGCCAUUUGAUGGCCAGAACUUGAAGGAACUAAGGGAAAGAGUGCUCCGAGGAAAAUAUCGGAUUCCUUUUUAUAUGUCUACGGACUGUGAAAAUCUCCUCAAACGAUUUCUAGUGCUGAAUCCAUGCAAGAGAGGCACAUUAGAACAAAUCAUGAAGGAUCGAUGGAUUAAUGCAGGCCAUGAUGAAGAUGAACUUAGACCCUUUCUGGAGCCAGAAAUGGAUAUUUCAGAUCCUAAGAGAAUAGAAAUAAUGGUUGGAAUGGGUUACACUCAUGAGGAAAUCCAGGAGUCCCUUGCAAAAAUGAAAUAUGAUGAAAUUACAGCGGCAUAUUUGCUGUUGGGUAGAAAGUCCCAUGAGUUGGAAGUCAGUGAUUCAAGCUCCAGCAGUAACCUUUCCUUAGCUAAGAUUAGGCCAAGCAGCGAUCUCAACAAUAGCAGUGGACAAUCUCCUUCCCACCACAAGGUCCAAAGAAGCAUAUCAGCUAAUCAAAAGCAACGUCGAUAUAGUGACCAUGCUGGACCCACUAUUCCAUCAGUGGUGUCCUAUCCAAAGAGAAGCCAAACAAGUACUGCGGAUAGUGACUUAAAAGAAGAGGGUCACUCGAGGAAGACCGUCACCACGGCUGGAGGGCGGGGCAUUGCUCCUCCCAGCCCCAUGUUGGGAAAUGCUAAUAACCCAAACAAAGCAGAGAUUCCUGACCGGAAAAAGAGCUCUGUUGUACCCAGUAACAAUGCGGUGUCUGGAGGAAUGACACGAAGGAACACAUAUGUCUGUAGUGAAAGAACAAAUGCAGACAGGCAUUCAGUAUUACAGAAUGGGAAGGAGAACAGCCUGACAGAAAUGUCUGCUUGUGCGACUAGUUCUGCAUAUGUAUCUGCAUCUACAUCCGCUUCUACCACCUCUUCCACUUCCACCCGACUGCGACAUCAGAAGUCGAUGUCCAUGUCGGCUGCAGGGUACACUGCCAAGAUGAUGCCUCCAAUAGACAGUGAAGCAGAUAACAUCCGGCCUAACACUGCUCCAGGUCAGAGGACUCCCGUGACCUCUACCCACAGUAUUAGCAGUGCCACUACCCCUGACCGUAUGCGUUUCCCCAGAGGGACUGCAAGCCGUAGCACUUUCCAUGGCGGACAGCUCCGGGAACGGCGCAAUGCUACAUAUAAUGGACCGCCUGCAUCUCCUACGUUAUCUCAUGACGCUACUCCUUUGUCUCAGACGCGAAGUAGGGGGUCUACAAAUCUCUUUAGUAAAUUGACUUCAAAACUCACAAGAAGAAACAUGUCUUUCAGGUUUUCCAAAAGGGUCCCAACUGAACCUGAGAGAAACGGGAGAUUUGAGGGCUCAAGUCGCAAUGUAUCUGGGGAUCAAAAAGACGAGAUCAAGGAAGCAAAGCCCCGCUCGCUCAGGUUUACCUGGAGUAUGAAAACCACAAGUUCCAUGGAUCCCAACGACAUGAUGAGGGAGAUCCGCAAAGUUCUCGACGCCAAUAAUUGUGAUUAUGAACAACGUGAGCGUUUCUUGCUCUUCUGCGUGCAUGGCGAUGGUCAUGCAGAAAACCUGGUCCAGUGGGAAAUGGAGGUCUGCAAACUGCCGAGACUGUCACUUAACGGAGUUCGUUUUAAGCGAAUAUCAGGAACAUCCAUAGCUUUCAAAAACAUUGCUUCUAAAAUUGCCAAUGAAUUAAGGCUGUAAAAUAUGGUUAAGCUUUAAUUUCUUAAAUAGCAUUUCAUGAGUUUUUUUCCUGAACAUCGGCAGAAAUUUAUUGAAGAAAAUGUAUAGGAUAAAGCUUAUGCAAUAAAUUCUGCUCCUUCAGAUCAUGAUAUUAUAAAAA
This is a messenger RNA of Callorhinchus milii (elephant shark), 2693 nucleotides long. RefSeq names its product MAP/microtubule affinity-regulating kinase 3a (gene mark3a). Gene Ontology annotation, biological process: intracellular signal transduction; protein phosphorylation. Gene Ontology annotation, molecular function: protein serine/threonine kinase activity; ATP binding. Gene Ontology annotation, cellular component: cytoplasm; plasma membrane. The transcript is spliced from 19 exons. The record is from RefSeq and is a predicted model, not a curated record. Bases 107 to 2554 code for a protein of 815 amino acids. NCBI's taxonomy places the organism in Eukaryota, Metazoa, Chordata, Chondrichthyes, Chimaeriformes, Callorhinchidae.